Caenorhabditis elegans is the source of this 1255-nucleotide messenger RNA. RefSeq lists its product as uncharacterized. Lineage: Eukaryota; Metazoa; Nematoda; Chromadorea; Rhabditida; Rhabditidae. The record is from RefSeq and is marked reviewed. The transcript has 4 exons. The coding region runs from base 109 to 1212 and encodes 367 amino acids.
UUUUUAACUUAAAAAACCGUGAAAUUGAAUUUUUAAACCAUUUUUUUCUUUAUCGUCAAUUAAGAAUUAUUCCAAUUAUUUCCGAAUUUCAAACAUCUUCCAAAAGCGAUGCAUUUACUGAUACUGUUUCUAAUCAAAUUGUUGAUUCAUGUAACUUCCGUUCAAUCCUCGUCAAACAUUUCGCUCUGUCACGAUGUUCCACUUGGCCUAUCCAACCUCUCCACCAUCACCAACAUCCCUGAAAUCGUCGUGCUUCGUGAGCACAACUCAAAUGACAUUCGAAUGACGUCAGCGCUUGAUGACGUGGAUUGUUGGCUGAAGAAGAACUUUAAAAUAGUCGGAGCCUAUACGGUAGAGACAAGAGGAGCUGACAAUGAAACAAUUUGCUAUAGUAUGGCUACAGUGAACAUUAAAGUCAAGCAGCUUAUGGUAGUGAUCAGUGAAGGGCAAAGUGCUCAAAACUGUACGCCAUCAGUUUAUGGUCCAAUUCCGAAUAUUUUGAAUAUAAAAAUGUUCGUAGAUGGGACAAAAAACGACUCGGUUCGAAGAAUGGAAUUAUCAUUCCGUAAUCCAGGCGGUCAUGUCGGUGUUCAAUUUGAAUUCCAUCGUCGUUCGGUGGUUUCGAAAAUUCAAAAAACUAUCGAAUUCAUGUUGAAACUGAAUAAUCAGACAUCUACAUACUCUCAACUCAUUCCAUAUUGGAAUCCAACUAUUUUCCUACCACCUGCUUCAUGGCAAUACAGAAAAUUGGGAGAAGAGAAGGAGAAGCUUGAGGCUGAAAAUAUGUCAAUCUCGUGGGUUCUAGUGGUGUCAGUAAUGCCAAUGAUAUUCUUUGGAGUUGUCGUUUCAUGUUAUAUUGUUAUUCAGCCACGUGGUGGCUUGACAUACACUGACGAAGAAAUUGACUUCUCAAUUCAAGAAGUUGACAGUGCUAGUCGUGUAAAUGUACUUCAACCAAAGAUUCAUCCAUUUAAAAUUACUCCAAUUGUUUAUGUGAACCCGACUCAUUCGACUGAAACCAAUUCUAUUGAUAUUGCAAUGGAACCAACAAUUCGACGCGGUGAUGCUCUGAAAACCGCUGUGGAUGAUGAUAUACAUACUGACAAGACGAUGCUCUCCGAGGGAAAAUCCACAAAAACCGUUCGGCUUCCACCCAAGGAUACUGGUACGACUUCUGUGGAAACGAUUUCAUUGAGAACUGGAAGGGAUUAAUAAGUCAUGUUUAUUGAUGAAUAGAACGAAUAAAAGGUUAUCA